AUGACAGCCUCUCAGAUCGCUCUGAGUAAUUGCUCUGGAGAGGGUACAAGUGAUAAUCUAUUUCUGGCUAUUAUGGCAUUUGAUCGCUACCUUGCCAUCUGCUGGCCUCUACAUUACCCAACUCUUAUGAUUGGACGACUCUGCUCCAAUCUUGUGGUCAGCUGCUGGGUACUUGGUUUCCUCUGGUUCUUAAUUCCCAUCAUCAUCAUCUCCCAAAUGUCCUUCUGUGGAUCCAGGAUUAUUGACCACUUCCUGUGUGAUCCAGGCCCCUUGUUGGCCCUCACCUGUACUAGAUUCCCUGUAAUAGAGUUAAUGAGCUCCACCUUAAGUUCUCUGCUCUUAUUUAUUCCCUUUCUUUUCAUCAUGGUGUCCUAUGCUCUGGUCCUGAGAGCUGUGUUGAGGGUCCCUUCAGCAGCUGGACGAAGAAAGGCCUUCUCCACCUGUGGGUCCCAUCUGGCUGUGGUUUCCCUUUUCUAUGGCUCAGUGAUGGUCAUGUAUGUGAGCCCAACAUCUGAACAUGAAGCUGGAAUGCAGAAAAUAGUGACUUUGUUUUAUUCUGUAGUCACUCCAUUCAUUAACCCUGUAAUAUACAGCCUGAGAAACAAAGAUAUGAAACGUGCUAUGAAGAAAUUAUUAGGAACAUAA
Messenger RNA from Vicugna pacos (alpaca), 645 nucleotides. RefSeq names its product olfactory receptor 11G2-like. NCBI's taxonomy places the organism in Eukaryota, Metazoa, Chordata, Mammalia, Artiodactyla, Camelidae. Gene Ontology annotation, cellular component: membrane. Gene Ontology annotation, molecular function: olfactory receptor activity; G protein-coupled receptor activity. The record is from RefSeq and is a predicted model, not a curated record. Gene Ontology annotation, biological process: G protein-coupled receptor signaling pathway.